Caenorhabditis auriculariae is the source of this 1656-nucleotide messenger RNA. Lineage: Eukaryota; Metazoa; Nematoda; Chromadorea; Rhabditida; Rhabditidae. The record is from the annotation of a GenBank genome assembly.
AUGUCUUUCCGUGGUAACAGAGGUGGCGGCGGUGGUUUCCGAGGUGGUCGUGGAGGCGGCGGCGGUGGAUUCCGCGGCCGAGGUGGCGGCGGCGGUGGCGGAGACCGUUACAACCAAGGCCCGCCAGAAGAAGUCAUCGAAGUCGGCUACUUCACGCACAGCUGCCAAGACGACAUUGUCUGCCACACGACAUGUGGAAAAAUACCCUAUUUCAACGCUCCUGUUUAUUUUGAAAAUAUGGAACAAAUUGGCAAAAUCGACGAGAUCUUCGGCUCUCCCGGUGAAAACGUUAGUUUUCAUUAUAUUGCUCUCAAAAAUGUUGUUUGAUUGUGCGAAUCUUUGAUAGUUUCUUCAUGUGCAUUUGACGUAGGCCGAAAAAUGAAUGAUAUUAAUCUUAUUGCCCUUUUUUUCUGCCUUUUUGCAAAUGUAUUUUUGAAUUUGAACUAUAGAAAGUGUCAAAAUUUUCAGAAACCCGUUAGGAAACUCACAAAAUUCGUAAAUGUAUUCAGGAAAGUAUAGAACACAAAAAAAAGAAUAAUAAUUAGAAAAUAUUUUUGCAAUAUUUUUCAGGGGUUUUCUGUAAAUCUAUCACAAGGCGUCAAAGCCUCAUCUUUCAAAGACGGACAGAAAAUUUUUAUUGAUCCCGCCAAGCUCCUACCUGUCGAGAGGUACUGUUACCACUUUAAACUCACUUAUUUUAAAGUUUGUUUUUUCAGAUUUUUGCCCCAAGCUGGAGGAGGACGAGGAAGAGGGCGCGGCCGUGGUGGAGAUCGCGGCGGACGAGGUUUAUUUCAAAAUAAAAAAAUAAAAUCAAUUAAAUAUGAUUUUAAGGUGGAGACCGAGGUGGCCGAGGAGGUCGAGGCGGAUUUGGUGGCGGAGACCGAGGCCGUGGUGGCGGCGGUAAGCUACAGUUUCAUAGAGAUUUCGGAAUAGCGUAACCAUCAAAAAUGUCCAUCUUUCGUGCUUUUAGUGUUGAAUGGGAGUGGAUUUUGGAUGUUUUUGGGGGCUGUGACCUCAUUUCUGGUCCUUUUUUUCGUGAUAUUUAGUUCAGUUUUGAUGCUUUAGUUUCAUACGUUUUUUGUGCGCUUUCGGAUUAUUUUGAAAACUUUUAAGCAAAAUGUCUUUCAAGAUGAUUUUUUUUUCAAGUAUUCCCCUAAAACUCUUCAGAUUUUUCCUAUUCAUAACCUGAAUUUCAUUUUGAGAAGGUUUAUGGUUAGGAACAGGAAAAACCGCAGAUUUUCAUUUUUUUUUUUUCACUCGUUUUUCAUGAUUAUCAAAGGCUUGGUGCAGUUUGAAGCCAAAUAUUAUGGGUAGACAAAUUUUUGAAUCAAGAUUCUACAGGAAAAUUGUUUUCCAUUAGAAAAAAGAAAUGAAAAAAUCUCGAAUUUCAGGAUUCCGAGGCGGUAGUCGCGGAGGAUUCGACCGUGGAGGCGGCCGAGGCGGUGGCUUCCGCGGAGGUGACCGGGGAGGCUUCAGAGGCGGCGAUCGUGGCGGAUUCCGAGGCGGAGACCGGGGGUCUCGAGGCGGUGAUCGAGGUAUUUUUAUACAAUAAUCGUGUUUUUUCUGAAAAUUAUCCUUUCAGGAGGCUUCAAACGGCCAUUCAAUGGUGGCGGCGGCGGCGGUAAUUUCAAUAAGAGGACUAAGUUCGAUGACUAA